Molecule: messenger RNA, 3145 nt
Organism: Trichomycterus rosablanca
Lineage: Eukaryota; Metazoa; Chordata; Actinopteri; Siluriformes; Trichomycteridae
Gene: nlk2
Product: nemo-like kinase, type 2
Exons: 11
Coding region: 258-1856 (532 amino acids)
Biological process (GO): intracellular signal transduction; protein phosphorylation
Cellular component (GO): cytoplasm; nucleus
Molecular function (GO): ATP binding; MAP kinase activity
Source: RefSeq, a predicted model, not a curated record
AUGUUCCAGAUCUAUCUUCUAGAUUUGUUUACAGUGCCUGCGUCUAGAGAAGUGUAAAGUUGGCCAGCAUGGGAGUUCGCCCACUCUUCCUACUAUGAUGUCUUGUCACACUUUCAGAUUGGAUUUACAUCUCUUGCCUGGAUCCAUGACCAUCAAAUAAUAGCUUGACACUGGCUGCCUCUCAUCUUGGCCUGUGAAAUCUCCCUGGAGGUUGGUUUUGCUUUCUCUUGCUUCUGUUCCUCCACUCUUCGGUGCAUAUGGCUCUUUGUGGAACCACGGCUGCCAACGCGGCCAAAAUGAUGGUGGCUUACAGUGGUGGAGCUUCAGCGGUGGCGUCAGCGACCCAUCAUCCGCACCACCAUCACCAGUUGGCGCACCUGCCUCCUCCGCACCAACUCCACCACCAGCACCACCAUCAUGCAGGCCAGCACCAUCUUCAGCAGCAGCAGCAGCAUCCUGCUCCCGGCUCUGCUGCCGCCGUACAUCCGGUCCAGCAGCAACACGCGUCUGCCGCCGUCAUGCUCAACCCCAGUCAGCAGCAGCAGCAGCAACCUUACUUUCCUUCGCCUGCACCGGGACAGGCUCCUGGUCCAGCUGCAGCAGCAGCACCCGCUCAGGUGCAGGCUGCCGCCAUCAAGGCGCACCAUCACCACCACCAGCAUCACCUACAGCAGCAGCUGGACAUCGAGCCUGACAGGCCUAUUGGAUACGGCGCGUUCGGCGUGGUCUGGUCAGUGACUGAUCCCAGGGACGGCAAGCGCGUGGCUCUUAAAAAGAUGCCCAACGUCUUCCAGAACCUCGUCUCCUGUAAGAGAGUGUUCCGCGAGCUGAAGAUGCUUUGCUUUUUCAAGCAUGAUAACGUCCUGUCAGCUCUGGACAUUCUGCAGCCCCCUCACAUCGACUACUUUGAGGAAAUUUACGUGGUGACAGAGCUGAUGCAGAGCGACCUCCAUAAGAUCAUCGUGUCUCCUCAGCCCCUCAGCUCCGACCAUGUCAAAGUCUUUCUCUACCAGAUCCUUCGAGGUUUGAAGUAUCUGCACUCAGCUGGCAUCCUGCAUCGAGACAUCAAGCCCGGCAACCUCCUCGUCAACAGCAACUGCGUGCUCAAGAUCUGUGACUUUGGCCUUGCUCGGGUGGAGGAGCCUGACGAGUCACGUCACAUGACCCAGGAGGUGGUGACACAAUACUACCGUGCCCCCGAGAUCCUUAUGGGAAGCCGUCACUACGCCAAUGCCAUUGACAUCUGGUCGGUAGGCUGCAUCUUUGCUGAGCUGCUGGGUCGACGCAUCCUCUUCCAGGCCCAAAGCCCCAUUCAGCAGCUGGACCUGAUCACAGAUCUGUUGGGGACUCCGUCUCUAGAGGCCAUGAGAACAGCAUGUGAAGGAGCCAGAGCUCAUAUUCUCAGAGGACCACAUAAACAGCCCUCACUUCCUGUCCUGUACACCUUAUCCAGUCAGGCGACCCACGAGGCAGUUCAUCUGCUCUGCAGGAUGUUGGUGUUUGACCCGUCGAAGAGAAUCUCCGCGAAAGAUGCCCUUACUCACCCGUACCUGGACGAGGGGCGUCUGCGCUACCACACAUGCAUGUGUAAAUGCUGCUACACCAUGUCGUCAGGCCGAGUCUACACCAGCGACUUUGAACCUGUCACCAACCCCAAAUUUGAUGAUGGCUUUGAGAAGAAUCUAACAUCAGUGCGACAGGUCAAAGAGAUCAUUCAUCAGUUCAUCCUGGAGCAGCAGAAAGGGAAUCGGGUUCCUCUCUGUAUAAAUCCCCAAUCUGCUGCUUUCAAAAGCUUUAUUAGCUCAACAGUAGCUCAGCCCUCCGAGAUGCCUCCGUCUCCUCUGGUGUGGGAGUAGCUGAUCAAAGGCGCUGAUGUCAAUGACAAAGACAUGAAGGCUGUGGCGGUUACCCUUUCCGUGGUCCCCUCACACACGAUCCUGGACUACUGAAACCCCUCUUUGAAAAACCUGCGUAGCAUUUCACUGGAUUCUAGCACUAGCCAAGUUGCUGAUGUGUGUACUGUAAUACUAACUCAAUCUAAAUGAAGUUGCAGAAAACCAACCACUGCUGAUGGAAGUUUGUGAAUAAAGAGAGGGAGAAGGGGGUGGUCACGGGGCGUACGUAUGGUAUUUCCACUGCUGUGUAGUUGUACAGAGGCAUGUGUGUGAGUGUUAGAGAGAGAAAAGUGUAGAUACGUACACAAACACACAGCCGGUACAUGAAGACUGGACAGAGUGUGUGGUAUAGGGGAUCUGCUUAUCCACUCAUUAUUUAUUCACUGAAAGAGGGAACGAGUGCAUUCACUCCACAAAGCCGACGGCAAAAAAGCACUCUUUACCCCCUCUCUCUCUCUCACACACACACACACACACACACACACACACACACCUCUACCACAUUUAUCAGGUAAUUUAUUUAAUGCUUCACUGUAGUGUCAAAGGAGUAGUUCAUAGUUUAUUCUUUAUUUUAUAUUCUAUUAUACUUUAUUUUGUUGUAUUGUCUGUCUUGACAUCCUUUUUGUCAACUGCUUUUGUUCCCUUUUGUCUUUGAUCUCGACAUCAUAAGUCAGUAUUUCCACAGUUAGGUGACAGUGCAGAGAUACUGAUAGCGAGGCAGCUUGUGCUAAAAGACUGCUGAAUGUAGCCGUCAUACUGAAACAUGACAGGAUGGCCGGAUUAAACAGUCAAGGCCAAAAAAAUGGGGUGCAAUGCCAGCCUGCUGCUCCCAGUUUAGGUUCAAGGGGAAAGUGAAUUGUUUCUAAACUAGCAGGCUACAGUACAGAAGGUUAACUCUGCUUUCACAUCAGUAGUCAACAGUGCUUAAAAGUGUGAAUUCCAGUAACAGGAGGUGAAGUGACCACUGGCAAAACUUAGAAAACGUUGUUUUGCAGAUAUAGCAACUACCAGUGAGGAAUAAGCCCAGGGGGACUUGCUUUUUACCACUGCAAAACAUUGUCUAUUUUUGUUUUUAUUGCACUCGAAAUGAAGGUUACGCUUCAAAUAUUUCAGAACAUACAAUAGAAAAGAUGGAUGAAGAAACUUGGAAAUCCUGAGUGUGUAAAAAUAGCCAGUAAUUAGCUGCAUUGCUGAGCAAACUAGCUUUUUAAUGUCCUCUGAAUUUCCUACUUUUAGAGCCGGAUUUUUGG